AUUGGAAACACAUACAUACUAUAAAAUAGCCGUCCACUUCCCUCUUCUGUGUACACCCACCUUCUCAAGAACACAUUUUGGGAAGGAAAGAUUCGAUAUAAAGAAGGAGAUAUCAUAUUACGGCACGGCUAACCCAUCAAGCAAACUUAAAGUAUGAGUUAUUACAGUCAGAAUCAGCCUCCUGUUGGUGUCCCUCCUCCACAAGGCUAUCCGCCGGAAGGAUAUCCCAAGGACGCAUAUCCGCCGCCGGCAUAUCCUCAGCAGGGAUAUCCGCCGCCGGGAUAUCCUCCUCAGCAGGAUAUCCCCCGGCCUACGCCCCUCAGUACGGGCAGCCUCCCCCUCGGCAAAACCAACAGGGCAGCAGUGGCUGCUUGGAAGGCUGUUUGGCUGCUUUAUGCUGUUGUUGCCUCCUGGAUGCCUGCUUCUGAUCACGAGAAACUCUGCAGCAGCAAAAAAUGGGAGAAAUUACAUUUCCCAUCUAUUUAGAUUGUCUAGUUUUUCUUCUUCUAUAACUAUCCCCACUCACCCCCUCCCCUUCUCCUGACUGUUGUUUCUUAUAAAUAAUAAUCUUGUACUUUUGUUUAGAAGUGAACGUGUCAUUACCAUGAGUUUUUGCCUUUGGUUUUCAUUUGAGUUUGUCUCCUUGUCUGUUUUUAUUAACAUUGAUUGGUUGGUUUUUUUAAUCUAGAUUGUCAACAUUUUAAAAUGUAAUGACAUUGAAGGUCUUUUCUUCUCGAAUUUUUUAGAACUAAAAGCUGCCUUCCAUCCCAAAUGAAAAGG
This is a messenger RNA of Juglans microcarpa x Juglans regia, 780 nucleotides long. Its product is annotated as rhodopsin-like. The transcript has 4 exons. The record is from RefSeq and is a predicted model, not a curated record. NCBI's taxonomy places the organism in Eukaryota, Viridiplantae, Streptophyta, Magnoliopsida, Fagales, Juglandaceae. The coding region runs from base 154 to 486 and encodes 110 amino acids.